AUGGCGUUUAUUAAAGACGAGAGUGAAGAUGUGAAGAUUGAAGAAACAUUCACAGUCAAACAGGAAGAUCUGCAGGAACAAACAGACCUGAUAGUGCUGAAAGAAGAGACUCAAUGCAAUAAAAUGGAAGAGCAACACCAAGAAAUAACAGCUGAUGAAAAACCCACACUGACUGAAAAGACUUCAUCACUCGGAAGACCUCGGAAAUCCAAAACUGAGUGUAAUUUUAGCAGUAAACAGCGUAGAAAGAGUUUCAUUCAAAAGCGUAACCUUGGUGUUCACAGGAGAGUUCACACUAGGGAGAAACCUUACACUUGCGAACAGUGUGGAAAGAGUUUUGGUAAAAAGAGAAGCUUAAAGACCCACAUGAGAAUUCACACUGGAGAGAGGCCGUACACAUGUCAACAGUGUGGAAAGAGUUUUAAGCAAAUUGGCACCCUUAAAGGCCACAUGAGAAUUCACACUGGAGAGAGGCCGUACACAUGCCAACAAUGUGGAAAGAGUUUUAAGCAAAGUGCCACCCUUAAAGGCCACAUGAGAAGUCACACUGGAGAUAGGCCGUACACAUGCCAACAGUGUGGACAAAGCUUCUAUUAUGCAGGAAACUUUGCAGCGCACAAGAGGAUUCACACUGGAGAAAAGCCCUACACAUGCCAACAGUGUGGAAAGAGUUUUAAGCAAAGUGGCACCCUUAAAGGCCACAUGACGAUCCACACUGGAGAGAAACCUUACAGAUGCACAGAGUGUGGUAAAAGUUUCACAUGUAAAAGCUCACUCAUUAACCACAUGAUAAUCCACACUGGAGAGAAACCAUUCAUGUGCACUCAGUGUGGGAAGAGUUUCCGCCAAGCAUCAUCACUUAAUAAACACAUGAGGAUCCACACUGGAGAGAAACCAUUCACAUGCACUCAGUGUGGAAUAAGUUUUAACUGCUCAUCAUACCUUAAACAACACAUGAGGAUCCACACUGGAGAGAAACCAUUUACUUGCACUCAGUGUGGGAAGAGUUUCAACCGCUCAUCAAACCUUGAUCACCACAUGAGGAUCCACACUGGAGAGAAACCAUUUACUUGCACUCAGUGUGGGAAGAGUUUCAACCGCUCAUCAAACCUUGAUCAACACAUAAGGAUCCACACUGGAGAGAAACCAAUAACGUGCACUCUGUGUGGGAAGAGUUUUCGCCAAUCAUCAUCCCUUUCUAAACACAUGAGGACCCACACUGGAGAGAAACCAUUUACUUGCACUCAGUGUGGGAAGAGUUUCAGCCAAUCAUCAAACUUUAAUCUACACAUGAGGAUCCACACUGGAGAGAAACCAUUUACGUGCACUCAGUGUGGGAAGAGUUUCCGCCAAGCAUCAUCACUUAAUAAACACAUGAGGACCCACACUGGAGAGAAACCAUUUACUUGCACUCAGUGUGGGAAGAGUUUCAACCGCUCAUCACACCUUAAUCAACACAUAAGGAUCCACACUGGAGAGAAACCAUUUACUUGCACUCAGUGUGGGAAGAGUUUCAGCCAAUCAUCAAACUUUAAUCUACACAUGAGGAUCCACACUGGAGAGAAACCAUUUACUUGCACUCAGUGUGGGAAGAGUUUCAACCGCUCAUCACACCUUAAUCAACACAUAAGGAUCCACACUGGAGAGAAACCAAUAACGUGCACUCAGUGUGGGAAGAGUUUCAACCGCUCAUCACACCUUAAUCAACACAUAAGGAUCCACACUGGAGAGAAACCAAUAACGUGCACUCAGUGUGGGAAGAGUUUUCGCCAAUCAUCAUCCCUUUAUAAACACAUGAGGAUCCACACUGGAGAGAAACCAUUCACUUAUGAAUGCAAGAAAUGUGGAAAGAUUUUGGGAAGCAAAAGCAAACUUAAGAUUCACAUGAGCAUCCACACAGGAGAGAAACCAUUUACAUGCACUCAGUGUGGGAAGAGUUUCAGCAAAUCAUCAUCCCUUAAUCAACACAUGAGGAUCCACACUGGAGAGAAACCAUUCACAUGCACUCUGUGUGGGAAGAGUUUUAGCUUAUCAUCAUCCCUUAAUCUACACAUGAGGAUCCACACUGGAGAAAAACCAUUUACAUGCACUCGGUGUGGGAAGAGUUUCAACUGCUCAUCAAACCUUAGUAAACACAUGAUGAUCCACACUGGAGAAAAACCAUUCACGUGCACUCAGUGUGAGAAGAGUUUUAGGAUAUCAUCAUCCCUUAAUCUACACAUGAGGAGCCACACUGGAGAGAAACCAUUCACAUGCACUCAGUGUGGGAAGAGUUUCAGCCAAUCAUCAUCUCUUAAUAAGCACAUGAGGAUCCACACUGGAGAGAAACCAUUCACAUGCACUCAGUGUGGGAAGAGUUUCAACCGAUCAGAACACCUUAAUCUACACAUGAGGAUCCAUACCGGAGAGAAAUCAUUCACUUGCACUGAGUGUGAGAAGAGUUUUACCUGCUCAUCAAACCUUAAUCUACACAUGAGGAAACACACUGGAGAGAAACCAUACGCAUGCACUCAGUGUGGGAAGAUUUUCAGCCAAUCAUCAUACUUGAUAAUUCACAUGAGGAUCCACACUGGAGAGAAACCAUUCACAUGCACCCAGUGUGGAAAGAGUUUCAGCUUAUCGUGGUCCCGUAAUCUACACAUGAGGAUCCACACUGGAGAGAAACUAUUCACAUGCACUCAGUGUGGGAAGAGUUUCAGCAGCUCAUCACACUUUAAUUACCACAUGAGGGUCCACACUGGAGAGAAACUAUUCACAUGCACUCAGUGUGGGAAGAGUUUGAGCUGCUCAUCAUCCCUUAAUCAACACAUGAGGAUCCACACUGGAGAGAAACCAUUCACAUGCCUUCAGUGUGGGAAGAGUUUCAGCAAAUCAUCAAACUUUUUUCUACACAUGAUGAUCCACACUGGAGAGAAACCAUUCAAAUGCACUCAGUGUGGAAAGAGUUUCAGCCAAUCAUCACACCUUAAACACCACACGAGAAUCCACUCUGGAGAGAAACCAUUCACAUGCACUCAGUGUUGGAAGAGUUUCAGCCGCUCAUCAUACCUUAAUCAACACAUGAGGAUCCACACUGGAGAGAAACCAUUCACAUGCACUCAGUGUGGGAAGAGUUUCAGCCGUUCAUCAUACCUUAAUCAACACAUGAGGAUCCACACUGGAAAGAAACCAUUCACAUGCACUUAAGCCGUGGUCACACUGGACUUUUCUACCCAUACACUUCCUUGCGUGUAUUCCAGCAUGUAGACUGUCUGUCUGUACCUGGGAGUAUUUCAUGACGUCUCUGAGUGUACUGCAUUUAUUCAUGAGAAAGACUUUGUUCAAACCAAUCAGUGCGCUCUAUUGUGUAUUCGGGGCAACUUCAUUAAUAUGUAUAAUAGCUUUAAAGACUGCUUUACCUGAAACAGUGUUCAGACGACAGAGAGACGACUAGUUGGGUUGCCAAAACAAGUGGGAGAAGAGGAAUUGUUUAAAGUCAGUUCGUUAAUAUCACUACAAUAUUAUGGACUGAAGGAUCUGCUGUAAAUGUUGCUCUCUGUGUGUAAACAUGUAAACGCGUUUUUUGACAGGAUAGUCUACACAAGCACAUGGCUUUCUGACAUACUGAGUGCAUCUCAGUUACCGAGAAAUGCAGUUUUUUUUUCUCUUAUACAAUGUGCGAUAUCAAACAUUCCACUGUCAUUAAACAGUCAGUUACUGAUGUCCAUGUAAACAGUCACUGUCUUUCUCCCCUGCGUCUGUGUGUUUGUUGUGCCUCUGUGAAAAUUUUGUAGAAAUGUGUUGCGCUCCUUGCGUUUACUGUAAACACAAUGAUGGCAACUGAGAGAAGAACAGUUUCAUAAACAUCUGGUAAACAGCAUCUCUGCUGCUUAAAAUCUUUUUGCAAGUGAUUGUACAGGUGCGGAUACAUCUGUACUCUACUCUUCAGUGUAUUCAUGUAGCUAGUGUUGUUUUCGAUGAUGUUCUUUGUCUGACUCCCUGAAUGAGAAACAAAUCAUCUAUUUAUUAGUAAAGUUUCUUUACUUUUAGAUUCAAAAUUCUUUCUAGUUUACUACAUUUACUGUUUUGAGUAGAAUACAAACUUGAUGAAUAUUUGAUGAUUUUGGCAGAGCGACAAGUAUUUAGUUUUACAAUAUUAAUACACUGUGAUAAUCCCAAGACUCCAGAUUGGAAUAUGUGGUGAAUCCUGAUUGGAUGCCUGCAUUACUCAUCAAUGGGUAUAUAAAAGUUGUUGUGCUAGCUACCCCUGGACGCUGUGGCUACUCAGGAGUCCACAUGUCAAGACCUGCCAUCUCAUUGACUCUUUAACUUUAUGGUUUUGGUUUGCAUUACUUAUAUUAUGUAGUUAAAGUGUUGUUGUGAUUAUAUCAUAAGUUCUUUAUCUUCAUUAUUAUGCCUAGAAAUUUGUUGGUUGCUUUGAUUGAUUGUUCUGAGUUACAUUUUAUAAUAAAUCAUUUGCAUUCAGGCU
Messenger RNA from Danio rerio (zebrafish), 4468 nucleotides. NCBI's taxonomy places the organism in Eukaryota, Metazoa, Chordata, Actinopteri, Cypriniformes, Danionidae. The record is from RefSeq and is a predicted model, not a curated record.